Messenger RNA from Benincasa hispida (wax gourd), 1664 nucleotides. RefSeq lists its product as uncharacterized. Lineage: Eukaryota; Viridiplantae; Streptophyta; Magnoliopsida; Cucurbitales; Cucurbitaceae. The record is from RefSeq and is a predicted model, not a curated record.
CAAUUCGGUUAUUACGUGUUUCCUCAUAUUAACGAGUGGAUUCCUUUAUUUCCCUUUUGUUUUCUCGUCCCUUCUUUGUGCACUUGACGGAGUCUUCAUCAUCGUGGACUUUUGUUCUCCCGCUUUCACAUCGUUUUUAGCUGAGUCGGAUGCGCUAAUAUUCUGGCCAGUUCUUACCUCUCAUUCUUACUUGGCUUACCUGAAUCUCGACCUGUCUUUUAUCUGUAAUUUAGAAUCAAAUUUUGCACCACCAAAACUGAGGUCUCCUCUUCCGGAAGUCUGGGAAUCUCGAAAUCCAUGAGAAACUUUAGUCUAGUAUGCUGAGAGGCAUGUAUUUAUGAAGUAUAUUUGACGCUGAAAGAAUUCCAGAGGGUGACAGCAGGAAACCAAAUUGAUCUGAAAUCAGUUGUGCUCCAGGAUCUUACUGGAGAGCUAGUGAUGACGAAAACAAGUAUAGAAGUUUCCAUGAAUGAGCGGAAUGAUGUUCUCGAGGCAUCAAAUCCUGUAAUUUCUAAUUUUCUUGCGCAGCUUUCCCAGAAACUUCAAAAUUCUCUCAAGCCUCAGCUUAAGAGAUUGGCAAAUGAUGGUCAGAAGUUAACAUCAAUGACAAUGAGCCCUUUCACGAAAGGAAAAGGGGAGAAGGGAUCUUCUACAUCCUGGGAGCUUGACGUGGAGAAGCAACUGCAGGCCUGGAGAGACAACCCUUCAUGGACCGAUAAACCUCCGCAAAUAAAGGUCAGUGUACCAAAAGAUACCCUUAGCAGACUCAAUGUAAAAGUUGAUGUUGGUUUGCCACCAGACGCUGUCUAUAAUAUUGUGACAGACCCUGAUAACAAGAGAGUCUUCAAGAAUAUUAAAGAGGUAAUUUCCAGACGGGUUCUGAUCGAUGAAGGUUUGAGGCAAGUGGUUGAGCUGGAGCAAGCAGCUUUGUGGAGAUUUCUUUGGUGGUCUGGGACCAUUUCAGUCCAUGUUCUAGUAGAUCAAAACAGAGCAGAUCACUCAAUGAAAUUCAAGCAACUGAAGGCUGGAUUUAUGAAGAGAUUUGAAGGGUGCUGGAGAGUGGAGCCUCUAUUUGUUGAUGAAAGAAUGUGCUUCCCAGUAAAACCAAAGAACUUGGGAGAUUAUCAUGCUUGCACAGAGGGCAAAGGAAGAAUAGGGUCAAGGGUGAGCCUGGAACAGCUGAUUCAGCCAGCUAUUGUUCCACCACCGCCCAUCUCCUGGUAUCUACGUGGAAUUACCACAAGGACCACCGAGAUGCUCAUUCUUGAUCUGCUUGCUGAGGCCGAAAGGAUAAGGGGAGAUGUGAAAGGUGAGGUUUCGAACAAGGAGCUUGAAAUUUCUCAGGGAAUGUGUGGUAGCAACUUAUUAGAUAGCGUUCUUGAUAUUAAAGAAAGAUGGGCAAUGCGUAGGAGAAAUGCGAAGCAAUGUCAUGGAACAAGGAGGCUCCCUGCGGCCAAAUGAAUAACCCCCUUCAAAGCACAUAGUAUGUACUACACGCUGAUUGCUCAUUCUGCCCUUUUUUUUUCCAGCUAUUAAUCACAAAGGAGAUUACCCAGACGUCUCUAUUGACACAACUUUCAUAGCAAAUGAUAAAGCCUUUUUGUUUGAUUUGUUGGUACAUGAACUUGCACAUUUCCAGCGAAUGACUAAUUUCUUUUCUUUCA